This is a messenger RNA of Racocetra fulgida, 198 nucleotides long. The record is from the annotation of a GenBank genome assembly. Lineage: Eukaryota; Fungi; Glomeromycota; Glomeromycetes; Diversisporales; Gigasporaceae.
GAAUAUGAAUUUGGAACUAUUGAUAAAUUUGGUAAUCGGCUUAAUAUUAAACCCGGACAAUGCGUUAUCAAUAUUCGGUUAGAAUGUCUCUAUAAUGGAAUGCCGUCUGAAUUCAAAUUUCCUACGCAUGCUUUACCCAAUCCAGUCUCCAUUGACCUCUACCCCGUUCAAGAGUCUGUCUUGUCUUCCGUCCUCUGA